Messenger RNA from Saprolegnia diclina VS20, 222 nucleotides. RefSeq lists its product as hypothetical. The coding region runs from base 1 to 222 and encodes 73 amino acids. The record is from RefSeq and is a predicted model, not a curated record. The transcript has 3 exons. Lineage: Eukaryota; Oomycota; Saprolegniomycetes; Saprolegniales; Saprolegniaceae.
AUGAGCGCAGCGUUCAAGGCCGAGAAGGAGAAGCUCGAAGACGCAAUCCUCGAGCAGCAGAUGCGUGACGUACUUACGGGCCUCCAAACACUCAACCAAAACCUCGACCGCCUCAACGAUGUUGGCGAAGAGCUUCAGGCCAUCGCCGUGAGCUGGACAAACUAUUGCGAUGCAAUGCACCGCGCGCAGACAGAUGUGAAGGUUCCGCUUCUCGAGGAUUGA